This is a messenger RNA of Sorghum bicolor (sorghum), 804 nucleotides long. RefSeq lists its product as uncharacterized. NCBI's taxonomy places the organism in Eukaryota, Viridiplantae, Streptophyta, Magnoliopsida, Poales, Poaceae. The transcript has a single exon. The annotation marks the transcript as partial. The record is from RefSeq and is a predicted model, not a curated record. Gene Ontology annotation, molecular function: nucleic acid binding. Gene Ontology annotation, biological process: DNA integration.
CACGGAAACAUAAAUACAAGGGAUGCAAUGCCACUCACCAACAACCUUCAGAUUGAGCUCUUUGAUGUCUGGGGAAUAGACUACAUGGGUCCAUUUCCUCCAUCAAAGAAGUGCGAGUACAUCUUGGUGGCAGUUAACUAUGUCUCCAAGUGGGUAGAAGCAUUACCUUGCAAGCAUGCCGACAACGUCAGUUCAAAGAGGAUGUUUGAAGAAAUUAUAUUUCCAAGAUUUGGAGUUCCCAGAGUACUGAUAAGUGAUGGAGGAGCACACUUCAUCGACAAACGCUUCAAGCAAUAUCUAUCAAGACAUGGAAUCCGUCACAACGUCGCUACCCCCUAUCAUCCUCAGACAAGUGGCCAAGCAGAGACUUCCAACAAACAAAUCAAGAAUAUUCUUCAGAAGAAAGUAAAUGAAAUGGGAACGGUGUGGAAAGACAAGUUACCUGAUGCACUCUGGGCAUACCGGACAACAUACAAGACCCCAAUUGGGAUGUCUCCAUACCAAUUGGUAUACGGGAAGACUUGCCAUCUACCUGUUGAACUAGAGUUCAAAGCACACUGGGCCAUAAAGAGAUGGAAUAUGGACCUAGAUGUUGCUGGAGAUUGUAGAAGAAUGCAACUAUCAGGAUUGGAAGAAUGGCGAGAGAAGGCAUAUCACAAUUCAAAGAUCUACAAAGAAAGAGUCAAGAGGUGGCAUGACAAGAGAAUCAAGAAGAAGGAGUUCACACCCGGAGAUAAGGUAUUACUUUUUAAUUCCAGGGUGAAGCUUUUCGUGCAUGGAAAACUCCGAAGCAAAUGGGAAGGA